Monopterus albus (swamp eel) is the source of this 1313-nucleotide messenger RNA. It is a transcript of the gene derl2, whose product is annotated as derlin 2. The record is from RefSeq and is a predicted model, not a curated record. The coding region runs from base 153 to 872 and encodes 239 amino acids. Lineage: Eukaryota; Metazoa; Chordata; Actinopteri; Synbranchiformes; Synbranchidae. The transcript has 7 exons.
CAUGGUUAAAAACAUGUAUGUGAAUCUAGAAAGGACUGGUUGAUGUUUCUUCUACAUGCUUUGUAAUUUUGUCCCACGUGAUUGAACGCAACACCUUUCGUUUUGUGGAAUGACGUGUCAAGAAAGUGCCGGAAGCUUUCAGUUUGUCCAAAAUGGCUUACCAGACACUUCAACAGGAGUACUUACAGAUCCCUGUUGUAACCAGGGCAUAUACAACCGCGUGUGUUCUCACGACUGCUGCAGUGCAACUAGAGAUCAUCACACCGUUUCAGCUAUACUUUAAUCCAGAUUUGAUUCUAAGGAACUACCAAGUAUGGCGGCUAAUAACCAACUUCCUGUUUUUUGGUCCGGUUGGCUUCAAUUUCCUGUUCAAUAUGAUUUUUCUGUACAGAUACUGUCGUAUGUUAGAGGAGGGCUCUUUCAGGGGACGCACAGCUGACUUUGUCUUCAUGUUCCUCUUCGGUGGGCUUCUGAUGACUAUAUUUGGCACUUUUGUGAGUCUGGUGUUCCUGGGGCAAGCUUUCACUAUCAUGCUUGUGUAUGUGUGGAGUCGACGAAACCCAAACGUUCGUAUGAAUUUCUUUGGCCUGCUGAAUUUUCAGGCACCCUUCCUGCCAUGGGUGCUGAUGGGAUUCUCGCUUCUGCUGGGAAACUCCAUCAUCGUUGACCUUUUAGGUAUUGCGGUUGGCCAUGUGUACUUCUUUCUGGAGGAUGUUUUCCCCAACCAGCCAGGUGGUGGAAGGUGGCUCAAGACUCCAUCUAUCAUAAAGAUGCUGUUUGACACUCCAGAGGAAGAUGCCAACUACAACCCCCUACCUGAGGAGCGCCCAGGAGGGUUUGCCUGGGGCGAGGGCCAGCGCCUUGGAGGUUAACUGUGCCCCCAUAGCAUCCCUUAUUGUCUGGUCACUUUCGAGGACAUUCCCUCAGAGAAAUGAAGGGAACGAACAUGGUCUUUGUUUUUGACAUGUUUAGAUUUGGCUGAAGAAUGACAAACAACCAGAACUGCUUUGGAGAUAACUGGUUGUUGUCUUUGUGUAUGGGCUUAAAUCAUCCUCAGAAACUCUUCUUGAUGCCAGAUUCUUCCUCUAAGACUAUUUGACUGAGCAAAAGCUUCAGAAGGAACUUUAGACAGUGAACCUUUGGGCUCAGGUGAUGUUUGUCUUCAUCUCAGAAAGAAAUAUUACUGUACAACAACUGUCAUAUGAAAGAUCCAAAAAACGACAACGGUAAAAUAUUAUCAAAAUCAGUUUGUUCAGAUGGUGAGUGCAUUUUUUUAUUCACUUUUUUAAAGAAUAAAUAUGUGUGGCAAAUGA